Messenger RNA from Anisakis simplex (herring worm), 4374 nucleotides. The record is from the annotation of a GenBank genome assembly. NCBI's taxonomy places the organism in Eukaryota, Metazoa, Nematoda, Chromadorea, Rhabditida, Anisakidae.
AUGCCUUUGCUCAAAAAGAAGGAAUUCAAACCGGAACCGUGGCCACCGAACCUGAAGCCAGACGAUGAGGUCUUCUUUUUAGCGACCACUAAUGAGGUGUUCCUCAAUUAUGAAGAUUUUUUCAAACGUCAGAUUACGUUGAAUUCAAUGUUGUGGAGCUGUAGCCAGACUGGUAAAAGUGGUUUGACUUUCGAGGAAGCACUCGAAUCGGAGAAGAACGCUAAGGAGUCUCUGGAAGCGUUCCCAGAACACUUUGGACGUCCGAUUCUUUAUCUGAUAGAUCGACUUUGCGUGAGAGGACGUCUGGAGGAGUUAGUGGGCGAUAUUCAUACGUUUGUGAAGGAUCGGUAUUUCGUCGGUGAAGAACUGUUUUUUGCGGCAAAUGGGACAGGCCGAAAGAACAAUUGCAGAAUUCUGAAUGUUUCUUAUAAAGGGGACGAUUUUACGGAGAUUAUGAACAACGUGAGUAGCGUUGAUAGUAAUAUCGAUGCGGAAAUUUCAUCAGACGAGUCCAAAAAGCCUUCCUCGUCGUUGUCAUUCUAUGAAAAUGGUGUUGGAAAAAUGGAAAAAACAUCUUCAAGUUCAGCGUCAUGUUCGAAGAGAAGUGAGCUGCGUAUCGGAGCAGUGGAUCAGUAUACGUAUACCAUUCAACUAAUCAAGAAGAACGGAUUGGAGGAGGACGAAGGUGUGCGAGAGAAUAUCACUUUCAAAGAAUUAUCACGUUCCAAAGCGAUUUCAUCUCGAUCUCGUUUGAAACUUUUCAUCAAGAAUUCAUGUCAACUCUAUGGCGAGAGUUUUAUAGUUAAGAAAGAUUUGGUGGAUGAGUACGGUUUGGAGACGUUGCGUUGGAGCGAUGUGUUCGGCGGUCCGAUGGCCGUCUUUCCGCAUACGCCGUUGCUGAUUCGCGUGCAGAACAAAAGCUCCUCGCGAAAAACUGACGAUGGUGAAGUGAGCCGCUCGAGUCCAGCAAGCGAUAAUAAGAACGAAGAAAGUGGCGUGAAUGAUUCGGCACUGAAACGAUCUCGAGGUCGGCCGAAAGGCUCCACGAAAACGAAGCCGUUCACGAACGGAGAGGUGGCUGCUGAUCAAAAAACAUCUGCAAAAACGCUGAAAUCAUCUGAAACAAAAUCGAAGUCACAACUCAAUAACAACACCACCAGUGUAAAAAAGAAGAAAAAUGAAAAGCUGCGUAAAGAGAUAGCGAAGCAACAAGAAGAGCUUCAGUCGACGUUCCAGCAGGCGAAACGUCUUCAGGUGGAGAAUCUUUCGAGGUGGUUGCAAGACGAGCGAUUACUGAGCGUGGAUGAUGUUGCCGAGUUGAAGCAAACCAUUCGCGUGCUCAGAGAGCAGGAGCGAGAACGUAUCAAAGAAGCGAAGCAACGCGAACGAGAGGCAUUACUCGAGUGGAAGAAACCACGAGAUGAUCUGGCGUGUGACGAUCUUUCCGAAAUGCCCAUGUUCGAUGCUCUCCGUCUGCCCGACUGGAUGAGUGAGGAGGAUUUUGGCGAAUAUUUGAACGUUUACGAGUUCUUCCAAACUUUCGCAGAGUUACUUCCCAUUAGAGAGGUUCGUAGCACGCCGCGAGUGACAUUCCGGGAUGUGGUCAGAGCGGUUAGAAGUAACGAUCCUAGGUCGGCGGUGUUCGUUGAGUUGAUGCAUGUGCUGCUGAUGGCGAAAACGGAAUGUGGUAAUGAGGAGGACGGUGAUGAAGUUGAUCUGAACAAUCGCGAAGAGUUACCGGUGGACACAAACACAGAUUUGGAUAAUAAACGGUUCGGUGAGCGAAUCAAACGAGCAACGUCGUUCCAUGAGAACGUUCGACUUACACAUGGUGUGAGUGCUCGGCACUUGCCAGUAGACUGGAUGAGCAUAUCAGAGGUGUUACGCAUCUCGUUGCUGUCCUCUGGCUAUUUCACCGGUUCGGGAACGCAUCGUUACCGAUUGUUCAGUCGUGGUGCUGUGCAUUUCUAUGAAGAUGAUGGCUUUGUGUUCACGCAUUCCAAUCCCGAGAUUAUGAAGACACUUGAGAAGGCAUCUGUAUUCGAUCUGAAGCCAGUGGAGCGAUUGGCCUUACUGAAGGUUUUAAUCCAUCAGCUGAGCACAUAUCAUAAGUUCCGUAGAGUGACCGAUGAUCGAAUAGCGUUAUUGUUUGAAAUGAAACGCGAACUGCGAAAAUUGCAAACUUGGGACAUGGCUCAGGAUAAAGAAGCGCGAGAAGCUCGUGUGAUACGUGAAUACGAAGCCGAGCAGAUCGAAGAGAACGGCGAGGCGGCUCGAGCCGAUCUGCCGGAAAGACCGAAACCGUCCAGGGAAUCGCUGCUGUUGAGUAGUUAUUUGCGAAUGGUGCGAGAGGGUGUCGGCGUGAGACGGGACGAUAAGAGUGUGCAGGUUAAGGAGAUUCUGUUGACGGGUGUUGCGUAUGCGGAAUUGGGUGAGGCUGAGAUCGAUGAGGUACGAACACUUCAGAAGCAGUUCGUUGAGGCGAAGCAAGACGAAAUCAUCUCACAAAUUUAUGAUCUGUAUUUGAAUUGUGGUUAUUGUUUGGGGCGUGAUCGAGCGUUCCGAACGUAUUGGUGCGUUGACCAUUUGCCUUUGAUAUUAAUCGAGAAUGCAUCGUGUUCGGAUGAAGUAGGACCGUGUGAAGAGGCAACUCCGCUUGAUAAGGUAAACGAACAACUAAAAACGGAUUCGGAAAGUGAAACCGAACUGAGAGUGAAACUGCUGGCGUGUACAAGAAAUGAACAAUGUCCGGUUCACAAUAUUCAUCAACGUCCCAGGUGGCAAUACGUCGACUCGAAUGAAUCGCUCGAUAAGUUAGUAUCGGCGUGUAAUAGUCGAGGCUAUCGUGAGGGUGAAUUACUGGAGAAUUUGAAUUAUUUCCGAAAUCGAUUGCGUCUUCAGUUGGACCUUUCUGCGAAAAAGAGUUGUUCGGGUGAUCUGUGGCGUGAUUUGAUGUUGACCACUGAUGAUCCAUCAACGUCAGCGAAUGAUUUUGACUGGUGCAAAGAAAUAGUUGAAAUGAUACUCGAUUUCGAAGAGAAGAUAGAACACGGCGGUAUCGGGCAUUUGGCGAUCGAUGGCAUCAGUCGUGAAAAGUGGCGUAAUUCACUCAAAGAGAACCACAAUGUUGUGGGAUUUAUUAAAGAGGAUAUCAAAGUAUUCAACGAGUGUGUGAUACCACUGGAAUCGAUGGCGACCCUCUCGGAAGUGACUCAGAUAGCGAUCGCAUUUCUACAAGUGGCACAAGGUGUGAGUUUUCGUUUCAUGCGAAUGCCGUUCGCGGUGAAUGACUCGAAAGACAAGACGAUCCUCAACAAUAUUCCGACGACGACAUUUCAAUUGUGGCAAAUUGGCUUGCUGAAAUGUAAAUCCAUCUCCGCGCUGGCUUUGUUCUACGCCACAUUGGAGCCGGCCAUUCUGUGGAGUAAAAGUUUAUUGCAGGCCAAGUGUCGCAUAUGCAGAAAGAGAGGUAUCGCCGAGAAUUUGAUUCUGUGCGUUCGCUGUGACCGGUGUUAUCAUAUCGACUGCGUGCGACCGAAAUUGCAUAAGGUAUGCGAGGAGUGGAUGUGCUCCGAUUGUGUUGCUAUGCAAAGGGCGAAGGAAGCUGAGGAACGUCGACAUCGGAAUGCGAACGGCCGAAUGAAAAGUGAGUUUGAAGAAGACGAGUACUUGGAUGAGGGAUCGGACGGAGGCGAGAGCAGCGGGUCGAACUCGUUGUUCGACGACGAGAUGAGCUCGGCUGACGAGAAUAGAUUAGAUUCGCCUGCUGUCGAGAUGCAAAAAACGAUCGGCGGUCGAUUGGUGCGAAAGGUGCAGUAUCGUGAGGAUUCGAUGUCGACGAGUGGACGAAGUUCGAAACGAAACAGUCGUGUGCACUUGGAUGUGUACGACAGCGAAGGUGCUGCGUCGAACGAGAGCGCCACUCAUCCGCGAUCCAAGAGGAGACGUUACAGUGCGAGGGAGGAUUUGUUAUCGCGGUCGGUAACGAUGGGACUUCGAGGUGCUGAUCACGAGCGUCGUGAUAUGAUGCGUUCGAUGGAGAGUGUGCUUAGAGACACGCUCAGGCAACCGAGUGCUUGGCCUUUCGCUGCGCCUGUAGAUGCCAGGGAUGUGCCCGAUUACUAUCAGAUAAUAAAACGCCCAAUGGAUCUACGAACAAUGAUGAAUAAACUGAAACAACAACUGUACGACACACCUGAACAGGUGGUGACCGACGCGAAGCUGAUGUUCGAUAAUUGUCGGAUUUAUAAUCAGGAUGGAUCGGAGAUUGUUGGUUGUGCAGAUAAGUUGGAAGAAUUCAUGGAGAAACGUUUUGUGCAGAUAUUGGGCGAUAGAGUCGAGAAUGGCAAUUAUAACAACCACAAUGGAUUGUGA